CUCUUCUCUCCUCGGAAGAGGAAACUUCGCGGCCCAAGUAACGGGAUCAGGGGAAGCCAGGGCCUGCGGCUCGAGAGCCCAGUUUCAGCGGUGCCAGAGGCUGGGACGAGGCCCGACCGACCCGACAGCCGGCCGACCCCAGCCUCGGCAGGGGCGGGCAGGGCAGGGAAGGCUCCGGACUUUGCAGGGCAGCGAACGGAGAGAGGCGCGGACCUGGAGAGGGCAGCAAACCGGCUGGGGGCCGGGACCGCAGCUGGCAGCGGGCAUUGAGCCUGGACUCGGGGCCGGGAGAGGAGCAGAGUUGGGAACCGCCCGGAGCCCGAGACGGGACGGGAGCUGCGGAAAGGCCCGGGCCGAGGCGAGCGCUGGAGGGCGGGGCGGGGCAGAGCCGGAACCCAAGCUGGAAAGAGAACUUGAGCUGGGAGAAGAACUGAAGGGAGCCCGGGAGCCAGAGAAGGUGCGGCAACCGGCACAGGCACCGAUCGAGAAGAGGAGGCUUGCCUUCCAGGAGCCAGCUUAGGGCUGAGCCAGCCCCCGGGAGGGAGACGGAGGCAGGACCGGGCUCGAGCUGCAGCGUGUAUGCGGGGGCGGAGAAGGGGGCGCCACCGUCGCCGGCGCGGCGGGCCAGACCAUGGGCUGACCACCAGCGGACGUUGCCCCGGGCGCCCAGAAUGUCGGUGCACUACACCCUCAACCUGCGCGUCUUUUGGCCGCUGGUGACGGGCUUCUGCACGGCCCUGGUCUGCCUCUACCACGUCCUGAGCGGAAGGGGCAGCUCCGCCGCGCCCCAGGACGGCGAGGACACCGGCUUCCCGCUGCUCAAAGCGGUUCUCCUGCUGUUCCUGGGGUACCUCCUGCUGCGUUUUCGCCACGCCGCCCGGCAGCGCUUCCUGCCCCGUGCUCCCCACCAGGGGCUCGCCCCAUCUUCAGCCAGACUCCUCCACGAGCCGGGCCUCAGUGUUUUACUGGAGAGUUACUACGAGCACGAAGUUCGCCUGUCUCCUCAUGUGCUGGGCCACAGCAAAGCCCACGUGAGCCGCAUCGUGGGCGAACUGGUCCGUGCGGGCCGGGCCCGGGGAUCUCCAGGGCCCUCCCCCGGGGGAGCCCUAGCUUUGGCCUUCCGGGGGGACUUCGUCCAGGUGGGCAGCGCCUACGAGCAGCACAAGAUCCGCCGGCCCGAUGGCUUCGACGUGCUGGUCCCUUUGCGGCUUCCGCCCCUAGUGGCGCUGGAGCCUCGGGGCCUGGGCGCGGAGCCCGAGUUGCCCCUAGCAGUUCGUGGCUGCUUCGUGUGCGCCCUCAAGGCUCCACCGGCUUCGCCUAACGGCGGGGCCGGAGGCCAGUGGCACCGGGACUGCAAACCCUUCUCCGACGGCUUCUGCGUGGACCAGCGCGGCCGGCGCCAUCUCUCAGCGGUGCUGGUGUCGCGUUGGUUCCAGGCGCACUUGCAGCGCUGCCUGGCCACGGUGCGCUACAGUUUGGAGGAGCGCUGCCGGGUCAGCCUAUCCCCCGGGGGUCUCGACCAGCCCCCCACCCUGCACAUCCUACCUUGCCGCACCGACUACGGCUGCUGCCGGCUCUCCAUGGCCGUGCGCCUUAUCCCGGCGGUACACCUGGGCGACGGAGUCUUCCUAGUGACACCGCCACUGCUUCCCCCGGGGCUCCCGUCGGAGCUCCCGGGAGGGCUAAGGGCCGAGGUCCUGUGGGGACUGAACACUGCCCGCCAGGAGCAGCGGCUGCUGGGCUGGCUGCAGGAACGAGCCCCGCCCGGGGCCUGCCACCUUAAAUGCCUGCAGCUGCUAAAGGCACUGAGGGACCUGGGCGGCCGAGGGCUGGACCCUGUGGCCUCCUCGCAGUGGGGGCGCAUCUUGUCCUCGUAUACGCUCAAGACCGCGCUCCUGACACUGCUGCUGCUGCGCGGGGAUUCUCUGCACACCUGGGAAGACGUGCGCUUGAGAGAGCGGCUGGAGGAGCUGCUGCUCUACCUGCGGGACUGCCUGCUCCGCCAGCGCCCGCUUUUCCACUGUCUUCUGGGCCCCGAUGGAGCCGUCGGACUCACGACUGAGAUCGGCCCCCUGCCCAAAGUGCUGCGAGAAGCCGCCCCAGUUGACCUACUGGCCUCCUUCGACCAGCGCGCCCGGGAGUUCGUGGCAGCGCGACUGGUGUACACGUGGCGCCGGCUGCCCCAGCUUCUCCGAGCCUACGGAGGACCCCGCUACCUGGCCAGGACCCCCCAGCCUCGGAACCAGCGGGUCCAAGGUUUCCCGGAGCACGAUCCCUAAAACAGGGAAAGUGUCCUCAUCUAACUGACCACUAAUCCCCAGUAGGGGUCCUGAGGGAUACAGUCACUA
This is a messenger RNA of Dromiciops gliroides (monito del monte), 2348 nucleotides long. RefSeq names its product ITPRIP like 2 (gene ITPRIPL2). The record is from RefSeq and is a predicted model, not a curated record. NCBI's taxonomy places the organism in Eukaryota, Metazoa, Chordata, Mammalia, Microbiotheria, Microbiotheriidae.